ACAGUCGAUACGCUGUCUCUCUCUCUCUCUCUCUCUCCCUCUUUAGCUAUUUUCUCAUUUCUUCUUCCGCGUGUAGCCUUCAAUCUACUUGGUACUGCAGCAGCGGGUGCAUGCGCAACGCCUUGCAGACCAGCUCUACAGAUGCGCCAUUGUGCCCCAACUGUUCGCGGCCAAUGUGUGAAUACCAGAAAUUGAGAGUCACAGAGACCUAUCGCCUGCUAGCCAUUCUGCCCAGCUCCACCGUUCAGACGCCGCGCUCCGUUAACCGUCUCCAUCGGCCUACCAUAGUUCGGCUUAGAGCCUAUGCAUACACCUGCGACCUGAAGUUGGGAGCCAAAUACCUAAUCACAGGGCAUUUUGCCGGCUCUACGAAUUACGACUUUGAGUCAUGUCAUUUAAAAAGCGCCUAGGGGCACGCCGCCAGGCUACGGCUGCUGUCCCACUCAAUGAUUAUUUCAGCAGCAACGAGGAGCCAAAUACAUCGACUCCAGCUGCUUCCCUUGGGACGAUCCCAUCGAAUGGAUUCAGUCACACCAGCAAUGUCACCCCAAUUUUAACCCCAACACCUCAAGACAACGAUAAGCAAUCAAAGUCUGAAUCUGUACCUGCCACUCCGCCAGCAACUGUCUGGGACUCUGGCACUGGCACUCCAAAUAAAGUGGAACAGGCAGCCCCUCGUGUCCAGGCCGAAACAGAGCCUAGCAUGCACCAGUCGGUGGCCAAAUGGCUAAUCUCGGUGCCCACACAAAUACAGACAACAUCACAGCAGCAGCCUGAGCUGGAGCUUGAGGCUUCUGUGCAGGGCGAGGCUUCACACCAUGAACCCAUGAAUCCAAAUACCUCGCAGCAGGUGGACCCUCCAACGAAUCUCGAUAUCGAUGCCUUUCCUCCCUCUGCUAGUGAGCCACAGAACACAAUUCACAACAGGAAUCAUCGCCGUCGUUUCUGGAACCUGCCACACAAGGCUGAGGCCAACGCUCAGUCGCAGCUAAGUGGGAUGACAGAGGAAACGCCAGCCACUGGCACACACAAUUCGGGGAAAGCACCCCAGGCCCUGGCCCAUGCCACACUCGAAUCUGAGGGGCAAACCUUAUACAUGUCUACCAAUUUCCAGAGUCGACGCCGUCCUCGACGACAGAGACGUACCUUUACGGCAAAGGAUUUGAUUCAUUUGAAUACCGAUCAGGAUGGGAUGCUGAUAAUGGGAAAUGAGCCGCUGCAACCGCAAGCACUACCAUAUAAUUAUUAUUGUAGCGCUCCAGCUCUGGCUCCAGCUCCGGCUCCAGCUCUAUCGCCAUAUACUGCUACGGCUGCUGUCCCGAAUCCGAUUAUUUUAUCGGCUAUUCCAGCCUCUGCUCCUGUAGCAUUGGCCCCAGAUCUAAGCAUAUUGCCCAUAGAAGUGCUUUUGAUGCCUAAACGGAUCGAUUUCCAAGAGAACAUUUCAUCAGACGUGGUUGUCUAUCAGCCACAGACUGGCGAAAUUUUGGCACGGGCAGAUGUACCGCUGCAGGCGCAGCCACAGCCAGCUGCCAUGGAGAACUGCAACCCUAUGGUGAGCCAGUCGGUUUUUCGGCUGGCCAGCCUCCCGAGCACUGGUGUGGGAACGGACACGGAUAUAACACAGAAUGCGGUUACUACUACACAGUGGGAUGGCUGCAGCCUACCAUCUUCCAUAUCAGCUCCAAGCCAGGCAUCCCCAUCCCCCAGUUCUUGGUGCCAAAUAGAAGCGAUCCCAUCAUAUUUGUUCGCAACCCAGGAGAAGGAGGUGGCGCCUUUGUGCCCAAAUAUGGAACAGGAGACUUUGCAUUAUUCGAUCAGUUCUUUGUAUCAAAACCAGGAGCCAAAUAUUACUUCAUUCAGCGACCUGCUGAAGCAGGAUUUAAUGGACAACAGCCAGUCGAUGGACAGCCUCAAAUUGGACCAGAAUACAAACAAUGCCCAGUCCACCCUCAGUUCUGCUACCCGGGAGGAGGAAUGGGGGAAGGGAUGGAACCUCAGUCAGGGGGAUUUGGCCAGGGAUCUAAUGUACAGCCGUCCGCUGCUCAAUAUGGACCUGGAGGAUAUAUCACCCAAGGAGCAACAAUCGAGGAAGAAGGCCAUUCACGCUAUUCACAAUUCCCUUCGCAAUGAAGAUGAAAUUAAAAUCGACCAAGUAGACCCAGACACACAUGGCACAGGUCACAGUUCACCCAAGUCUUCGACUGUGGCACGCCAUCAGCUCUUUGGCCGCCGGCCAGCCAAUGAAACUCACCCAAAGCCGGACCUCAACUUUGUGCCGUCGAGCGUGAAAAAGUUGUAUCAGCUUAUAUGCUCGCAGUACUCGGACUAUGCCUUUAUCUAUGCCCUGAGCGCCCAGCUUAGCCAGGAGUGCGUGCCCAUGGACUGUUACGUCUACUUAAAAAUGGUACUGCUGGCCAGCAUUGUGUCCAUCGAGCCGGACGAGCUGAGGUCUCCCAUCUCGUUGUGCAUCAUUGCCACCGACGGCGCCAUGGCCGAUCUUCUGAUGUCCAGUGUGGGUCAGUUGGCUCCGCGCUUCAUAGGUCCUCACGAGGGCGGUCUGCAGGCCUCGCACUCAGCACUGCCUGUGCGCUACACGUGGGUGUUGGCCAGUCCUCUGCUGAUGGCCCAGCAGGGCGUUUACUAUGCCGGCGAUUGGACGCGUCUUUCCCGCGAGCAUAGCGAACAGCUGGAGAAGUCCAUCGAGAACGGAGCGGUGCCCGUGCCGCAGAUCCAGGGCGAGCAGCCACUCGAGGCCGCCAUUUGGACGCACUGGCAGCCAGAGAAUGCCACCAAUCAGACAGUAGCCUUUGCCAAGCUUUGCCCAAUAUUUGGUCUGCCCAUUUAUAUGGGGGAGCAGGUGAGCGACAGCCUGUGGAGUUUUCUGCUCCAGCAGCACAGUGAGGACGGCCAGAAGAGCGAGCAGGAUGGACUAAAUGUACCUGAAGAGGAUUUGCGCAUUCUCCUCGGUUUGUUGCACCAGCGGAAGGUGACCUUUGGGGAUGCGGCCCAAUGUUUGCUGCAAAAAUACUAUGUGAUCUCACGCAAGGAGCGACCAACUGUAUUCUCCAGUAAAACAUAUAUUGUGCUGAAACAGUUCGCCGAAUCAUUUGCCAAGCUGGCCAUGCGCCUGGAAGUCCUCGAAGCGGAUGUGAUCGUGGCCAUUUUUCAUUGCGAACACUUUGUGCAGACAAUAUUUGGUGCCAAGGAGUUGCCCGCACCAUCAGUGGAGACAUUCAGUGUGAUUUCGCACAUUGAUCCGUACAUGGACGAGUUCACACGCUGGCUGUUCAACUACCUCGAUCAAUAUAGCGAGGAAGAGCUGGGCAUUCAGGUCAAGCGCCGCAGAACCGACAGCUGGGGGGACAUGGAGUAAAUAGUUCCCCCCAAAGUUCCUACUCAAUUUACUAUUUUUUUAUUUUAUUUUUAACACUUAACGCGCUCGAAGCGAACAACCAACUGCGAUGUUUUCUUACUCCCAAUAACCAGUUGUGAUUCAUCACCAUAUUGUUGGUGCCACUAAGAUUUACAUUACCUUAGAAGAAAAAAGGUACAAGAAAUUAAGUUGGGCAAAAGAAAUGCCACUAAACGUUUUACUUUCACAUACACAUACACAUACAUACACAUUCCAAAUAUUCAGAACACCAAAUAAUCAAAACUAUAACAAUAAAUGUUAUUCAAUCCA
Drosophila obscura is the source of this 3682-nucleotide messenger RNA. RefSeq lists its product as uncharacterized. Lineage: Eukaryota; Metazoa; Arthropoda; Insecta; Diptera; Drosophilidae. Bases 389 to 3373 code for a protein of 994 amino acids. The record is from RefSeq and is a predicted model, not a curated record. The transcript is spliced from 6 exons.